CACACUUAAGAUAUACAACUACUAAAAAUGGCACACUAUAAUUUCAUUUUCCUAGCAACACUGCUUCUUGCGUUGAUCACCAACUUCAUGUCAUCCUCUGCAGAUACUGCAACCUUCUACACUCCACCAUAUAACCCUGCUGCAUGCGGCUUUGAAGUAAAAGGAGUGAUGAUUGCCGCGGGGAGUCAGGAAAUCUUCGAUGAUGGACGUGCUUGUGGGCAUUUAUUCAAAGUAAAAUGUCUUGCCGGGACGAACAAUGGUGUCCCUCACCCUUGCAGAGGAUCAGGGACUGUGGUCGUUAAGCUUGUCGAUCUUUGCCCAUCUGGUUGCCAAGGAACCAUUGAUUUGUCUCAAGAAGCUUUUGCCAAGAUUGCUGAUCCUGAUGCCGGGAAGAUUGAAGUAUCCAUUGAAAGGUUGUAAGAGCUGAAUUUGGUUUCAAAUGGAGAAGGUUGUUGUUGCAGUUGAUGUGUUGCUUUGAGUCAGUAUAUGUUGUGAUUUCAUGUUUUACUCGCACUGAAUUAUGUUGAUUACUUGUAUGCUUGUCAUUGGUUGUCUUUUAUUACAAA
Dioscorea cayenensis subsp. rotundata (Guinea yam) is the source of this 566-nucleotide messenger RNA. Its product is annotated as EG45-like domain containing protein. The record is from RefSeq and is a predicted model, not a curated record. The coding region runs from base 28 to 420 and encodes 130 amino acids. Lineage: Eukaryota; Viridiplantae; Streptophyta; Magnoliopsida; Dioscoreales; Dioscoreaceae. Gene Ontology annotation, cellular component: apoplast; cell wall. Gene Ontology annotation, biological process: systemic acquired resistance. The transcript is spliced from 3 exons.